Molecule: messenger RNA, 741 nt
Organism: Trichobilharzia szidati
Lineage: Eukaryota; Metazoa; Platyhelminthes; Trematoda; Strigeidida; Schistosomatidae
Source: the annotation of a GenBank genome assembly
GUAGAAUCUAUAAUGAGCAGUAAAUAUGCUAUUAGACAUCAAAUGAGAGAUAUACUGAAGAACAUGACGCCUUCUAUGCGCAUGAAAAAAUCGGAGGACCUUGUAAAACAGUUCCUGUGUACUCCUGAAUACUGCAGUGUGCAGAAGCUUGCCGUUUACAUCAAUCUUCCCGAAGAACCUAACACUAUGCUAUUAAUCGAAAAAGCACUUAUGGAUGGAAAAAGAGUUUUUGUUCCAAAAGUAAUAUCUGCCGAUAUGUAUAUGCUCCCCGUAAAGUCAGUAGAAGAAAUCAAACUUUGGAAGCCUAAUAAGUGGGGAAUUAAAGAACCGGAACAAGUGCUAAAUGAAGAAUUGUCAGACAUAGUUACAAGCCAAGGUGGACUGGAUUCGUUUAUUGUACCUGGACUAGCUUUCACCCGGAAUGGAGGUCGCCUUGGUCGUGGAGGUGGGUAUUACGACCGAUAUAUUGCAUGGUACAUGAAGCAGUGCCACUUGGGUGUUUUUCGUAGACCUUAUGUAACCGCAUUCGCAUUCUCCGAACAGAUUAUAGACUACAUUCCUUUAGAAUCUCAUGAUUUACAUGUUGACCACUUAUUUGUUGCAUGAACUCUUGUAACUGUAGCAUAUUGUUUUCUGUAACUGUGUUUGAUUAAGAUGAUAGUAGCAGACUGGCAAUUUGUUAGGUUAUCCAGUGGUGAUACCGAGAUUCCUGCAGUAAUGACAAAUACAACUUUUUAAAAA